AUGGGCUCUUGGCUUUUAGGCCUCCUCAUACUUCUGCCCCUAGCAUCAUGUACUCUAGAAUGGUUUGAUGAAGAUUUGAUUUUUUCCUUUAUAAACAAAUCUCAAACACUCGAUGUUACUGAUGAAUGUCGAGUCAGUUUGAGCCGGGUCGAAUCUUAUCUGAAGGAUCAAGCUACUCUUGAAUCUCAACGUAUUUUCUUCUCUGAAUCCUUUGGUAAAGGGCCAUCAAACCUCUUCCUCUCCCGGGAUCAAGACCGAUGGAUUUACAAAGGCUAUGAAUGUCUUUUGGCAGCAGGAGAAACGAUUUACUCAAAAAGUGAACAUCCCAUGCACUACUGUUAUACUUAUGAUGAUGACGAUGAGCAUGAGUUGAAAAGACAGAGUAAACAAUCAGCUUUGUCAGUUUGCAUCCCAACUCCAUGCGCUAGUGAUAAUCCAAAGCUUCUGAGAGAAUGGAGACGUCUCAUAGCCCCCAAAGAAGAUAAUCUCCCUCUCCCAGAGACAACUUGCACAAAAUCGAGACAUGAGAAACAAUGGUUUGAGAAAUUUGUACCUGUGGCUGACUUAGCUUUCAACUUGCUACUUCUCAUGCUUGUAAUCAUGGCCACCAUAUUCCAUCAUAUGCGAGGGGAACAAGUCAAAUCUUUUUCUGCACAAGUAAUGAUGGCUUUUUCAUUAAAAAGAAACUUGAAGAAGCUUACAAGUUUACCAAAAGAUCCACAAUCUUGCAUUACUUGUCUGUGUGGAAUUCGUGUUUUGUCAAUGAUUUGGACGCUGGCUGGUCAUUCAUUCAUUUUCGUUCAAGCAUAUCUGGAGAAUGUUCAAGAUUACAAAGACGAUUUAGUAGAUAACUUUGGAAACCAAUGGAUCACUAACUUCACCUUAUCCGUUGACACCUUCUUGGUUCUUGGUGGAACAGUGUUAUCUUAUAGUUGGUUCCGAAAAUGGCUUAAGAACACAACAGAAUCUGAACCUACAUGGACAUCAUGGGGUUAUUGGCUUCGAUUCUAUCGUCAUCGUAUCGUUCGUCUUUGGCCAGCUUAUUUAUACACGAUCAUGUGUGUAACGCUGCGCAUUUCGGUUACUCAUUUCCACCCAAUGUGGCCACCUACCGAUCCAGGUGUUCAAUGCCCAAAGCAUUGGUAUGAGAAUGUGCUUUUCAUCAAUUCUCUGUUCAACAACCGUUGUAUGCCCUGGACGUGGUACAUCGGCACAGAAUUCAUCUUCUACAUUGUUUCUCCUGUUUUCUUACUUCUCCUUCGACAACGUCCAAACGUUGGAUGGUUCGUAUGUGUUGGAACAAUUGCCGCAUCAGCAGGAUUGAACACUUUGAAAAUUGUAGAACGAAACUUCCCACCAACUCAAUUCCUCUGGAAACAACCAGAAAUCUUCAACCCCAACUUCAUCCAACAUCAUAUUGAACUUUACAUAAAGCCACAAUAUCGCAUUGGACCUUACAUCGUUGGCAUUCUUUUAGGAUACUAUCUUGCAAGAUAUCAGAGACAGCCAGUGAAGCUCCCAAGAAGCAAGCAGUUCAUUGUCGUUGGAUGGAUAGUAGGCUUAUCAUGCUUCUUCUGGGGAAUGUAUGGCUUGUACCCCGCUCUUCAAGGAUGGGAUUGGCCAAUCUACCACUUGAUCUAUGGAUCAAUUCAUAGAGAUGUCUUCGCUGUUGGAGUUAGUUGGAUAAUUUAUGCUUGUCACACAGAUCUUGGUGGAUGGCUCAACUAUCUCUUGAGUGCUAAGCCUUUGUUACCGUUGUCAAAUCUCUGUUACUCCGCCUAUCUUUUCCACAUGAUUCCUGUUGUUUUAACGUAUCUUUUGGCUCCUUUCCCUUUCUGGUAUAGUACGAAGUGGUCUAUCGUGGCUCACUGUGUCGUGCAGCUAGCUAUAUCUUAUCUGUUUGCCAUGAUCUGCACAAUGACUGUAGAAUAUCCAGCAUUGAAUAUUGAACGAAUACUUCUUGCACCUCGACCUAAGACAACACUGAAGCCAGUGGUAACGGCAGAAGCUGAUGAACAGCUCAAGCCUCAAUGA
Messenger RNA from Auanema sp. JU1783, 2034 nucleotides. Lineage: Eukaryota; Metazoa; Nematoda; Chromadorea; Rhabditida; Rhabditidae. The record is from the annotation of a GenBank genome assembly.